Molecule: messenger RNA, 806 nt
Organism: Camelina sativa (false flax)
Lineage: Eukaryota; Viridiplantae; Streptophyta; Magnoliopsida; Brassicales; Brassicaceae
Source: RefSeq, a predicted model, not a curated record
CAAAAGCAAAAUAAAAAAAUAAAAAAAAAAUAAUGACGAGAAAGAAAGUGAAAAUGGCUUUCAUUGAAAAUGAGACAGCAAGAAAAUCAACAUUCAAGAAAAGAAAAAGAGGUGUUCUGAAGAAAGCUCAUGAGUUGGCAACUCUAUGUGACGUCCCCAUCUGUGUUAUCGUCAACAGUGCGUACGAGUCGAACCCGGAGGUGUGGCCAUCGAGAGAGGCGGCUGACAAGGUUGUGUCCCAGUGGAUGAUGAUGUCGGUGAUGGACAAGACCAAGAAGAUGGUGAACCAGGAGACCUUUCUCAAACAAAGGAUCACCAAAGCCACAGAGUCUUGGAGGAAGGCAUGGAGAGAGAAUAAAGAGCUGGAGAUGAAAAACAUCAUGUUUGAUUGUCUUAGUGCCAGAACUUUGGUUUCUCAUCUCCCGAAAAGUGAUCUUCGAGAUUUUAGUUCUGUCAUUGAACAAUAUCUCAAAGAUGUUAAUCGUAGGAUGGAGAUUCUGAAGAGGAACGAUGAUGAAUCAUCUUCGUCCCUAGUUCCUAUUGAUGUCGCUACAACAUCAAGUGUCAUGCCUAUGAUUGAGAUGGGAUCUUCAUCUGUUGGAUUUCAUGAAAAGAUUCAGAACACCAAUAUGGAUUUGGAUCUGAAUAAGAAACAGUGGUGAUCAGAAUUUGAUUGUAUCUUAAGUUUUUGUUACUUAAAUUUUCAAUAAACCUUUAUAUUUGAGUUAUGUUUGUUUUAGUUACAUGUUUGGGUUGGUCUUGACAUGUUGUUGUAUUUUGUCAUGAAUGAAAUUUCAUUUUCUCUA